This is a messenger RNA of Diatraea saccharalis (sugarcane borer), 1127 nucleotides long. The record is from the annotation of a GenBank genome assembly. NCBI's taxonomy places the organism in Eukaryota, Metazoa, Arthropoda, Insecta, Lepidoptera, Crambidae.
UUUUUUAAAUGUAAGAUUUAGCGAAAAUGUUUUUUAAGCAGAUUGUGCUUUGUUUUAUACUAUUGUUGGUGACUGAGUAUUUUGGAGAUGUGUCUGGUUUAUCUCAAGGAGAUGAAGGUGUCUGCGUUGUCAAAAUCAGCUCAAAGAAAACAAAGAGAAUAUCUUACACUAGAUAUACGAAUAAAUGGUGCGGCAUCAGGAAAUGUAUCGUGAAAGCUUUUAGGAAUCAGCCCUACGUGGUAACGUCAGAACUGAUGAUGUGCUGCAGCGGUUGGCAGUACCAAUCGCAUCAGGAUGUGUGCGUCCCUCUCUGCAGCGCCGGAUGCCAAGGAGGGCGAUGUGUUGCCCCUGAGAUCUGCCAAUGUGACUCGCCUGCGCGUCUCGAUCCUGACCACCCGAACAUUUGCCUGACCCCAGUUUGUGAUGCACCAUGUGUUAAUGCCAAUUGCUCAUCAAACAACACGUGCGCUUGCCUACAUGACUUCCAAGUAUUCAACAGAACACACUGCUACAAAUGUGAUCACGGAUAUGAUAUCAAUUCGAAUUUCGAAUGCGCUCCGAAGUGUGACAGUCUUUGCGUCAACGGGAUUUGUACUGCACCGAAUGUAUGCUCAUGUUCUCCAGGAUAUAUUCUUAAAGAUAAUUUCACUUGUGUCCCAAAAUGUGAUAGCCCUUGCGUCAAUGGAAGCUGUGUUGCCCCGAACAUCUGUUCAUGUGCUUCAGGGUACAUUCUGAAAAACAAUUCUUGUAUCCCGGAAUGUAAAGAUUGUGUCAACGCGAAGUGCGAAGCCCCAAAUACCUGUGUUUGUUUUGAAGGUUUUAUUGCUAUUAAUGACACUCAUUGUGAACCGAACUGUGACGAUUGUAUAAACGGUGUCUGUGUAUCGGCCGGUGUCUGCGAAUGUGACGUGGGUUAUACGAAAGUGAAUGCAUCUGCAGUGAACCGAAUGUUUGCACGUGUUAUGAAGGCUAUCAGAAAAAUGAAACUCAUCCUCAUGUAUGCUACAAGCUGGGCGAAGAGUGUGAAACCUGCAAUCUACAUGGAGUUGGAGUUUGUGACACUACUGUACUACCUGGGAGGUAGUGGUACAUUUGCUACUAAAGUUAAUGUUAUACAAAAUAAGUAG